UGACAGUAUAGUUUGAUUAAUCUGCAGGAUGUGUCGCAAUGUGCCUCACUUUCCUCUUGGCUGACUUUUUAGUACAUCCUCAAGUCUACCAUAAUUUACACGCAGUUAGCCGACAGUCAUAGGCAAUGAGUUGACCGGCAUUCUCUAAUGAGUUACGUCCAUGAUGAAUGUUAUUAAGUUAUUUCCGUCUGAACAUUAUAAAGCAUUUUGUAGAUUGUUCAAGCGAUAUAUAGAACAGGAAACGAUAAGAGUAUUUAACGGAACCUGCGCCUUUUGAAGGCAUUCACUUUUGGUGUCAUAAGUUGAAAUGGAGAGCCCGUCCCCGUCGCUCAGGCGGCAGGCGUGGGUCCAGACCAGCCGACAGUGGCAGACCCUGGAGAACGAUCCCCAGGCACCCUCGCAACCCCCUCCUCCUCCCCCUCCUCCUCAUCCCUCCUUCUCCACAGAGCAGCAGCACUCCACCGAUGAAUGUUGCUCCAUCGAGAGCUGGCUGCUCCGCUGCGGGCAGCAGCUGGGACCUGAUGGCUCGGGCCACUUGCCUGGAGAGUCGGGGCUGAGGAGUUGCAGCUUCGAAGAUGACCUGAGCCUGGGGGCUGAGGCUACUGUGUUCAGUGUUGAAGAAGAAGAUCUGGGAAUGGGUACCCCAGGUGAGAAGCUCUGUCUGCCCCAGCUCACCAUGGGCCACAGCAUGGCUUCCAGUGGCCUCUCUUCCUCCACCAGUCGCACUGCUUCCAGUGUGUCGGAGGUCCUGCAGCUGUGUUCGGAGGAUGCAGAGGACACCCUGUACCAGCUGGGCUUCGGCAGCGAGGUGGCCCAGCCCUCGGCUCGAAUCCCCCCGCGCUUCCUCAGUUUCCCCUCCCGGCUCGGCGGCAUCAGCUUCCGGCUCUUCCUACAGGCGCAGCUGCUGCGGCUUCGCCAGGAGGACCCCGACCUGUCCCUGGCCAGUCGCUUCCGGCAGGUGGAGGUCCUGACCGCCAUGGCGAACGCCUUCUCCUCGCUCUACUCCCACGUAUCCCGCACGCCGGUCCAGAAACUAGCCCCUCCGGACCUCAGCCUCUCCUCGCCGUCGGCUGACAGGAAGACGGCACGGUUCCUGAGCAGCGUGCGGAUCGAGCCGCGCUCCCCCGUGGACCGGCUGAAGGACACCGUGUCCAGGAUGUGCCUCUACACCGGGUCCUCCAGGGGCUCUGAGAACGGGACCCCGCAGUCCUCACCCAGGAAGAGGGCCAGCCUGCCCGACCUGGUGGACCUGCUGAUGGAGAAUGCCAGCGAGGGGAGGGUAGAGGACCUGUGUUCAGGGGUAGAGGACCUGUGUUCAGGGGUAGAGGACCUGUGUUCAGGGGGGAGGGUAGAGGACCAGGGUUCAGGGGGGAAGGUAGAGGACCAGGGUUCAGGGGGGAGGGUAGAGGACCAGGGUUCAUGGGGGAGGGUAGAGGACCAGGGUUCAGGGGGGAGGGUAGAGGACCAGAACAGUCAGUUUGUAACUCGCAAGAACAUACUUACCCCACUGGGUUGA
Osmerus eperlanus (European smelt) is the source of this 1516-nucleotide messenger RNA. Its product is annotated as protein TESPA1-like. NCBI's taxonomy places the organism in Eukaryota, Metazoa, Chordata, Actinopteri, Osmeriformes, Osmeridae. Gene Ontology annotation, molecular function: signaling receptor binding. The coding region runs from base 308 to 1516 and encodes 402 amino acids. The record is from RefSeq and is a predicted model, not a curated record. The transcript is spliced from 10 exons.